This is a messenger RNA of Acytostelium subglobosum LB1, 375 nucleotides long. RefSeq lists its product as hypothetical. Lineage: Eukaryota; Evosea; Eumycetozoa; Acytosteliales; Acytosteliaceae. Gene Ontology annotation, cellular component: cytoplasm. The record is from RefSeq and is a predicted model, not a curated record. Gene Ontology annotation, molecular function: protein-lysine N-methyltransferase activity. The transcript has 2 exons. The coding region runs from base 1 to 375 and encodes 124 amino acids. Gene Ontology annotation, biological process: peptidyl-lysine methylation.
AUGGGAAGAACAGGUGGUAGUCAAGGAGGAGGCGUAUCAAAGAAGAAGGAGGCAGCGACAAAGGGUGCAGCAGAGAGGAAUAACACGGGAAGUUCGUUGGUGUUGCCUCGAGGAUGGGACUACUACGAGCGUUUCAAAGAACCCUUUGUCCUGCCCUUCCAAACACAUACAAUAGAGAUCAAACAGAGUUCAAAGGGUCCAAGAGUAGGCUCAACAGUAUGGGAUAGUUCAAUUGUCAUGUCCAAGUACUUUGAGAUAGAGAUUGGAUCAAAGAAUUUGAAAGGAAAGAGAGUAAUAGAACUUGGAAGUGGUGUUGGACUGCUGGGCAUUGCUCUAAGUCUACUUGACGCUGAUAUUGUAUUGACAGGUGAGUGA